Messenger RNA from Phacochoerus africanus (Common warthog), 948 nucleotides. RefSeq names its product olfactory receptor 18-like. Gene Ontology annotation, biological process: G protein-coupled receptor signaling pathway. The transcript has a single exon. The record is from RefSeq and is a predicted model, not a curated record. Lineage: Eukaryota; Metazoa; Chordata; Mammalia; Artiodactyla; Suidae. Gene Ontology annotation, molecular function: olfactory receptor activity; G protein-coupled receptor activity. Bases 118 to 948 code for a protein of 276 amino acids. Gene Ontology annotation, cellular component: membrane.
AGAAAGUGCCUCUGCUCCACGAAACCACAGAAUUUCACCGGUGUCUUGGAAUUCCUCCUCCUAGGGCUCUCAGAGGAUCCAGAACUGCAGCCUCUAACUUUCCUCCUGUUCCUGUCCAUGUACCUGGUCACCGUGCUGGGGAAUCUACUCAUCAUCCUGACAACCAGCUCUGACUCCCACCUCCACACCCCCAUGUACUUCUUCCUCUCCAUUCUGUCCAUGGCUGACAUCGGCUUUACCUCUACCACGGUCCCAAAGAUGAUUUUGGACAUUCAGACUCACAGCAGAGUCAUCUCCUAUAUGGGAUGCCUGAUUCAGUUGUCUCUCUUUAAUCUUUUCGGAUGUUUGGACAGUGCACUUCUGAGUGUCAUGGCCUACGAUCGGUUUGUAGCUAUCUGUUAUCCCCUGCACUACCAGGUCAUCAUGAACCCCCGCCUCUGUAGCCUGCUGGUCCUGGGGUCUUUUCUGUUCAGUCUUUUGGACUCCCAGCUGCACUGUGUGAUGAUGUCACAUCUUACCUUUUGUACCAAAGUGGAAAUUCCUCAUUUCUUCUGUGACCCUCCUCAACUCCUCAAGCUUGCCUGUGAUGAUACCUCCACCCAUAAAGUAAUGAUGUACUUCAUUGGUGCCAUCUUUGGUGGAAUUCCCCUUUCAGGCAUCCUUUUCUCUUAUUCACAAAUACUUCCCUCCAUUCUGAGAGGCCCCUUAUCAGGUGGGAGGUACAAAGCGUUCUCCACCUGUGGCUCUCACCUGGCUGUUGUUUGUUUAUUUUAUGGAACAGGUAUUGGGGUGUACUUCAGCUCAGCUGUCUCACAUUCUCCCAGAAAUGAUGCAGUGGCCUCAGUGGUGUACACAGUGGUGACCCCCAUGCUGAACCCCUUCAUCUACAGCCUGAGGAACAGGGAAAUCAAAAGGGCCUUACAGAAGCUCUUCAACAGAAGAACCUAA